GAGCCACUUAGCGCGCAGAGAGAGACAGCCUGGUGUUUGAGCUUUCAGACCAAUUAAAGAAAACACGGAAUACUUGAAGUUGGCCGUCUCGAGGAUUUGCCAGUCGGAGUAUUCUAUUGCUUAAGAUCGCACUAUCCUAGCGAAUACUAAAGUGGAAUUUUUCAAUCAAUGAAAAAGGCAGAAAGUGGCGGCAAAUCAGACCAGAAAUAGCCCGAGCUCGAGUGCUUUUCAAGAUAAGGGACCCAAGCCAUUUGACACAGAAUCGACACUGUCUAUUCAUAUAUAUAUAUAUAUUUUUAGAAAACGUCAAUUUCAGUGGAUUCCUGACUUUUCCUAGAUGACUUUUAUGAGUGGGAUCUCAACUGCCUGUGGCGGAGAGUAGCUAACAAAGAGGGACCUGGGAUUGUUUCUCUGUCACAGGAAGCAGACACACAAUGCUACUGGACGCUCAGUGGCCAUUUCAGACCCUCGUGGUUCUGACGAUAUGGGCCCUGGGAUCUCAGUGUGACACUCUCUCCACUCCACGCGUCUUCCUCUCCUUCAAAGAGCUAAGGUCCACUGGCACAGCCCAUCAUUUCUCCUUCCUGCUCAACUCCACUGACUAUCGCAUCCUGCGCAUGGAUGAGGACCACGACCGCAUGUACGUGGGCAGCAAGGACUACAUCCUCUCCCUGGAUCUGCACGACAUCAACAAGGAGCCACUGAUUAUCCACUGGCCGGUUCCCCCGCAACGGAAAACCGAGUGCAUCUUAUCUGGGAAAGAUACCAAUGGGGAAUGUGGAAACUUCAUCCGCUUGAUCGAACCAUGGAACCGGACUCACCUGUAUGUCUGCGGCACUGGAGCCUACAAUCCCGUGUGCACCUACGUCAAUCGAGGACGCAAGCCUCAGGCCCCGUUGCACCUGCAGACGGCACCGUCCGGAGGGAGGGCCAGCAGAGCCGCGGACCUUGGCGACACGGCCGAUCCAAUGGGAGCGCAGGAAUACAUAUUCCACCUGGAGCCAGGCAGAGUGGAUUCUGGGAAAGGGAAGUGCUCCUAUGACCCCAAACUGAACAGCGUCUCUGCUUUGAUCAAUGGUGAGCUGUAUGCUGGGGUCUACAUUGACUUCAUGGGAACAGAUUCUGCGAUUUUCCGGACUCUAGGGAAGCAGACGGCAAUGAGGACAGACCAGUAUAACUCCAGAUGGUUAAAUGACCCCUCAUUUGUCCACGUGCACCUCAUUCCUGAUAGUGCUGAGAGGAACGAUGACAAGCUCUACUUCUUCUUCCGGGAGAAGUCUUCAGAGAUGGGCCAGAGCCCCAUAGCCCAGUCUCGUAUCGGCCGGAUCUGCCUGAAUGACGACGGUGGUCACUGCUGUCUGGUGAACAAGUGGAGCACCUUCCUGAAGGCCCGGCUCAUCUGCUCCGUCCCGGGGGCUGACGGGAUCGAGACACACUUCGACGAACUCCGGGACGUGUACAUUCAGCAGACUCAGGACACAAAGAAUCCCGUCAUCUAUGGGGUCUUCUCUGUGUCAGGGUCUGUGUUCAAGGGUUCUGCGGUGUGUGUCUACUCCAUGGCUGACAUCCGUAUGGUGUUCAACGGGCCGUUCGCUCAUAAAGAGGGACCCAACUACCAGUGGGUGGCCUACACAGGGAAGAUCCCAUACCCUCGACCCGGAACGUGCCCAGGAGGGACCUUCACCCCAAACAUGAAAUCCACCAAGGACUACCCUGACGAGGUCAUCAACUUCAUGCGCAACCACCCAGCCAUGUACAAUGCUGUGUACCCAGUGCACAAGCGCCCCCUAGUGGUGAGGACCAAUGUGGACUAUGAGUUCACCACCAUUACCGUUGACCAGGUUACAGCAGCAGAUGGAAACUACGAGGUGCUGUUCCUGGGGACCGAUCGAGGGACUGUUCAAAAGGUGAUCGUCCUGCCCAGAGAUGACCUGCAGACUGAGGAGCUGGUGCUUGAGGAGGUUGAGGUGUUCAAGGUUCCGACUCCAAUUACAACAAUGAAAAUUUCUUCCAAAAGGCAACAGCUGUACGUGGGCUCGGCGGUGGGCGUGACCCACCUGGCCCUGCACCGCUGCGAUGUGUACGGCGAGGCCUGUGCAGACUGCUGCCUGGCCCGCGACCCCUACUGCGCCUGGGACGGCAAGUCCUGCUCUCGCUACUCUGCUUCUCAGAAGAGGCGUAGCCGGAGACAGGAUGUGAAGUACGGCAACCCAAUUCGGCAGUGCAGGGGCUACAAUUCUAACGCCAAUAAGAACACGCUGGAGAUGGUGCAGUAUGGCGUGGAGGGCAGCAGUACCUUCCUGGAGUGCCAGGCCAGGUCUCCUCAUGCUGCUAUCAAGUGGCACCUGCAGAAGGACAACAGUGACAGAAAGAAAGAGAUGCGGUCGGACGGGCGUGUGCUGAGGACAGAGCAGGGUCUGCUGCUUCGCUCCCUGCAGUCCUCUGACUCGGGCCUGUACCAGUGCACGGCCACGGAGAAGAACUUCAAGCACACGCUGGUCAAGCUUCAGCUGGUCGUCCUCUCCAGCCGGGCCGUCAACAGCAUCCUGAUGGAGACGGGCGGGCCGGUGGCGGCGCCGCUCCAGUCCAGCCCGUGGACGCCCAGCGCGGGCCAGUACAAGGACCUUUUGAACAUUCUGAGCCAGCCUGAAAUGGGCCUCAUCAACCAGUACUGCCAGGACUACUGGCAUUACAGCAACGGCAGCCCUAAAGACCCCGCACUGGGGGCUGUGAAAGGGAAGGACCUCAAGGAGCUCAAGGAGCAGAAGAAACCACGAAACCGCAGGAAUCACAAUGAGGAAACUGGGACACAGGAGACAUGAGAGGACCCCACCACCCCUAAUGACCCCCACCCACAUACACAUAAAAUGAGAAAGACUCAAAUCAGAGAAAUAAAGAAAAUGGAAAGAACAAAUCUUCAGAACUACAAGCAAGAGACACAAAAGUGAAAAGCAACAACCACGUUCCUUUUAACAAUAAGAAAAUAAGAUACACAGUAUUUAUUGUAGGUUGUACAUAGUAUCAUUCUGUGGAUUUCUUUGUACUUAAAUAGAAAAAAGGCUCUUUGUGUAUAGGUACCUUCUGGGCAAAUAUUAUUGUUUAUUAUUAUUGUUAUUGUUAUUAUUAAUUUUAUUGUUGUUUUUUUGAACAAAAAUGUUUUCCAUCUUUUAAAGUAUCUUUUGACAUCAUUUCUGUUACAUUGUAAGAGUAUACUGAAGCGUACAGCGUUUGAAAUGAACUAAAAGGGUUAUUAUAAACAGGGAACAGGGACUGGGUGAGGGGAGGGGAGGGGAAGGGAGUAUGUCUGAGAGGAUCUUAUGGUUUUGACUGGAACCAUGGCUGUGUUCCAAAAUUCAUACUUGCAUACUACCUAGAGUGCAUAGAAUUUAUUUUGUAGCUGACCAAUCAAGUUUGUAGCUGACCAACCAAUACUGUUCCAAAACUCAAGUACACAAGACUUGGUGCAUAUUCAUAGAAAUUCCUGAAGCACCAUGCAUUGAAGCAUAAUUUAUUCUUUAUUUUUGUUUCCAGAAUUCCUUGCUGUUUAAGUAAUGCAGUUUAUUCAAAUUCAGAAAAUUCUAAGAAAGCUGUGAUUUUUACGCAAUUGCUAUUGAAGUGUGUUUCCUAAACAUACUCAGUUUGAAAUGCUAUGAGGUAUUGCUAACUUCUUUUGAAAUAUGUUGGUUCAUGUAUUCAGUAUACAUAUACAUACUGUACGUCAAGUUCAAAGUUAUUCUGUGAACGUGUAUUCUAAAUUGAGCCAGUUUGUUUCCAAAAUACACAUUCGCAUAUUUUAUGGAUCACACUUUCCAGUAUGUUAGGUAGCCCAUACUGCAGGUAUACAGCAUGCAGGUAUUUAUUUGGAACACAGCUCAUGUUUCUGAGUAUGAUAUGCUUCCCAUAAUUCCCUUGGAGCAGUGACUUGUGACAACCAGGUAUGCAGGGUCUCUAAACCAAAUGGGUUACCAACAGUGGCCUCGCAUGUGACAUCAGUCCACACACAUCACCAUGUGUGUCUGUGUUAUUAUAUACCAGUAUCUCACACACAAUACCAAACAAUAUUUCUAAGUGCUUCGCCAGUUUUGAGUUGUUUGCAUCAUAAUUAACGUGUUCACCUGUGUCAGCACUGUUUUGUUGGUUUUCUUGGUCUUGACUGUUUCUUUAUUUAGUUUCUCAAGGCUUCUGAGCACAAUCUCUUCCAACCUGAAUUGCGAUGAACAUGUUGCCACUGUGUAUAUAUUCUACUUCUUAAUAUUGUACAUGUGAGACCACAAAGGUUUUGAGUAGUGCAUUGUUUCCUAGGCAACAAUUGUUUGCAGAUGUUGGGGAUUUAAAAAUAGUGUUUAUGUAAAUCAUAAUUACUUGUAAAACUCCAAAAUAUCAAUGCAUAGCUCAUUAAUCAAGUUGUCACAAUAGGAUCCCAUUGCAUAGUUUCACUUGAUACUAUUUUAAUGAGAGAUGUCAUCGAUGAUGAUUGUGUAAUAGAGAAAAAUUCCUUCUUCCAGCUUCUACAUAGAGUUCUGUCAGACAAAAGGAAUAAGGUUUAUGAGGAUCUGAAUUGGUGGUUCAUAUUGCCUCCGAGUACAAUAGUGGUUACAUUUUCAAUAUAUGCACAGUGUGAGGAAAUUUAGGUUGAAGAAAUCUUCACAUUUAUACUUCUGUAGCAAUGCAAUUUAAUAACAUCUCAUCCUGGAGGUACACAGCAACAUAACAACGUCAGUGUUUUUGAGGGGUAGCAGAAGUUUGGAGUUCACAUGGUAUUACUUUGCCAUAAAGUAAAAUCAGAUGUGUUUUUUUAAAGCAGGUAAAAUAUAUACGUAUAGUUUUAAUGCAUGUAAAAAUAAUUUACAUAUAUGCCGACAGUUUGCAAAGAUACAGAUGCUUUGAGCUGGAGGGAAGAUUUUGGCCUUCAGCACAGAGAAGCUCUGCAAUAAUUUCUAACAUCUUCCUAACCAAUGAAUUUUUUUUUCUCUCGACAGAAUAGGAAAUUCCCAUACCUCCAUUGUGAACACUAGCUCAGCCUGGGAAAGAAAAACAAAAAACGUGUAAAUACACAAUGGAAAAUUACAGCAGUGUGUUACACAUGCCAACAUAUGAGGAAGCUUAUUUUUCAUUGUGUGCAUGAAAUGUUUAUGUACUGUAUAUAAAUAUGAAACUGAAAAGGCUAUGUUGCUGUUUUUAUUUUCCUCAGAUAACAGGAAAUGGUGAACUUUCUGUGUGUGAAUAAUAACACUAUGCCUAAGGGGCAGACUCGAGGUGCUUAAGGAAUGUGCUUUAGUGGAAGAUGAUGUACGUUGAAAUAUUGACACUUUUUUAUACUCUUUUAUUCAGUGUGGGACAUCAUUAGUUCCUGUCUUACCAAACUGCCCCUGUCUUCCUCCAGUUCAUACAGGGAGCUACAACAGACGGUUGUACAAUUUGUUGCUAUUUUUAAGGCGCGUGUUUUUUAUUUUAUUUUUUUUUAUUUUAAUGGUUUAUUUAGGAGGACUGUUAAUUGCAGAAAAAGACUAAAUGCACAGGUGACGUUAUUGUAAUGACUUUCUCUCUUUCAUUGUUGAUGUUGCUGACUAAUAAAUUAAAGCUCUAUA
This is a messenger RNA of Anguilla anguilla (European eel), 5588 nucleotides long. Its product is annotated as semaphorin-3F-like. The record is from RefSeq and is a predicted model, not a curated record. Gene Ontology annotation, biological process: negative chemotaxis; semaphorin-plexin signaling pathway; positive regulation of cell migration. The coding region runs from base 435 to 2822 and encodes 795 amino acids. Gene Ontology annotation, molecular function: chemorepellent activity; semaphorin receptor binding. The transcript has 19 exons. Lineage: Eukaryota; Metazoa; Chordata; Actinopteri; Anguilliformes; Anguillidae.